Molecule: messenger RNA, 2044 nt
Organism: Arabidopsis lyrata subsp. lyrata
Lineage: Eukaryota; Viridiplantae; Streptophyta; Magnoliopsida; Brassicales; Brassicaceae
Product: F-box/kelch-repeat protein At3g23880
Exons: 1
Coding region: 798-1892 (364 amino acids)
Molecular function (GO): protein binding
Source: RefSeq, a predicted model, not a curated record
AAAUUUAAUAUUCCGAAUUGAAAACAUAAGAUAUAACAACAUAAUUAAGCCAUUGGCUCAAGUACAAUUUGCAACACUUUGUGCAAUAAGAGUGUUUUUGUUUUGUAAUUAACUUAAGAAUUUAUCACUUCAUCUAAUUCGUCAUGAACUAGCGAAUUUUCUUGAUCUGAUUUAUCAUCCGACGAAACUUAUGAGGCUUCAUGGAUGCUAUCGAGAAAAUACGUGUGUAACAAACCCAUAAGGAACCCAUUCCAAUAAAACCUCCCAAAAGCGAGUAACAUGUCGAACAAGAACUUCCUUAACUCCAUAUACCUAAAGCGUUUUUUGAAGACUUGUUACGAUUUGUCUUCAGUUUCUAUCUUUAUAACGAUGUCUUGGUUUGUUGUCUUUAAUUUGUUGCAAUACUUUUGGAACUUUUCUGCCACGGUCCAUCAUACUUAAUGAUGGAGCUUUGCUGCUUAUUGCUUAUGAAAAGAACCAAAAAAAUUAAUAAGAGACGUAAAAAAGUAGCAAACUUUAUCGUCCUAUAACUUCUUUUGGUCCUUCACUUUAGCUUAUGUCCUCAAGCUUCUUUUAAAUGUCAACAUCUUUACCACAUUAUUUUAUUAUCCGCCAUAUCUAAAUAUAUUUGUUAUCAUAAAGUACACAAUAUCCACGAGUAUUUAAUAUUUAACAUUAUCAUGAUACAUGCAUCUCCUCUUUUUCCACAACCACUUGUGCAUGCAUAUACCUAAAGAAAUGAUUUGUUUUUUCUUAUUUAUUAUCCUGCAACACUAUUGGUUCCUCUGCUCUGGCUCAUGGAGGAAACCACCAGAGAAAUGUUCUCACCACCUAAUUUACCUCUUGAAAUGAUGGAAGAGAUUCUCUUAAGACUACCCGUAAAGUCUUUGACGCGUUUCAAAUGUGUUUGCAGCUCAUGGAGAUCUUUGAUCUCAGAGACUCUGUUUUCUCUGAAACACGCUUUGAUCUUGGAGGCGUUGAAGGCAACCACUUCCAAGAAGAGUCCUUACGGAGUCAUCACAACUUCUCGGUACCAUCUCAAGUCGUGUUGUGUCAAUUCUCUGUACAACGAGUCAACGGUCAACGUUUUUGAACAUGAUGGUGAGCUUUUAGGAAGAGAUUACUAUCAAGUCGUGGGGACUUGUCAUGGAUUGGUUUGUUUCCACGUAGAUUACGAAAAAAGCCUCUACUUGUGGAACCCAACCAUCAAGGUUCAACAAAGAUUGCCUGGUUCGGAUCUUGAAACGAGCGAUGAUGAGUUUGUUGUAACGUAUGGGUUUGGUUAUGAUGAAUCUGAAGAUGACUAUAAAGUGGUUGCAUUGUUGCAAAAAAGACACCAAAUGAAGACAGAGGCAAAGAUCUACUCAACGAGACAAAAGCUAUGGAGUAGCAACACGUGUUUCCCAUCUGGAGUUGUUGUUGCUGACAAAUCAAGAUCCGGAGUCUACAUCAACGGGACACUAAAUUGGGCAGCCACUUCCUCAUCAUCACCAUGGACCAUCAUAUCAUAUGAUAUGUCACGCGAUGAGUUCAAACAACUUCCUGGGCCAGUUUAUUGUAGCAGAGGAUGUUUUACAAUGACGCUUGGAGAUUUGAGAGGAUGUCUUUCGAUGGUGUGUUAUUGCAAAGGAGCUAACGCAGAUAUUUGGGUGAUGAAGGAGUUUGGAGAAGGAGAAUCUUGGUCUAAACUCUUGAGCAUUCCUGGUUUGACUGACUUUGUUCGACCGCUAUGGAUCUCAGACGGUUUAGUGGUUUUAUUGGAGUUUAGAUCCGGUUUAGCUCUCUAUAACUGUGCCAAUGGAGGGUUUCAGUACCCAGUUUCAGACAGCUUAAGUGGUUGUCGCGACGCCAAAGUUUAUGUCAAGACAAUGGUUUCUCCAAAUGAUCUUUGACCUCUCCAAAUAUUAUGGCUGGUCAACAUUUCUGAAUGUUAUCUUUUUUUUUGUAAAGUAGGAACAAAUUCGAUUUAUUUAGUUCUAUUCGAUAACACUAAGAUUUUUCAAAUUCAGUUGUUAGAAAAGAAACAGUGCCAAUACAAAAAUUU